Brassica oleracea var. oleracea is the source of this 829-nucleotide messenger RNA. RefSeq lists its product as uncharacterized. Bases 260 to 829 code for a protein of 189 amino acids. NCBI's taxonomy places the organism in Eukaryota, Viridiplantae, Streptophyta, Magnoliopsida, Brassicales, Brassicaceae. The transcript is spliced from 2 exons. The record is from RefSeq and is a predicted model, not a curated record.
GCCCAAAUUAAUAAACGAAAACUCAAGCCGACGCAUGAUGAUCUCGACAUCUUCCUCUCUACCCCUUCGUUUUCUCCGAUUGAAAAACCUGAAAAAUGAGUUCAGAUCGAUCCACUUCUGGACAAUCGUUUCGUUUUCUUUGUUUCAAUCAUUCAUUGAUGGGUUCCUUUCGUUUUCUUUAUUUCAUCCCUAUUUAUACGAUGAUGCCUUUUCAUUUUAAAAACCCUAAUCGAAAACUCACUCUCCGCAAAGAAACACUAUGUCGACAAAGCCAAACGGCAAAUCGAUCAUCUCCUCCUCCGACAGCAACGACGAGUCGAAAACCGGAUCUAAUCCAGUUCAAUCCGCCGUGGUUAAAGCGAACGGGAAGACGCAUGUUUCCUCCGAUGACAAUCGCGAACUAAUGCUCUUCAACGAAGUAUCACUGGGUCCUCAGGAAACGGAUUUGCGGUUUCGUCUGAUUCACUUCUGGGAGGCUCGAAAUCCACUGAAAAAGACUCUGAUCGGUCUUGAGAUGCUUCUCAUCGAUGAACAGGGGACCGUUAUUCAAGGCUUCGUCCCACCGGGAAGAAUCAAAAAAUUCAUGCCGCAUAUGAGACAAGGCGGUCUCUACACUCUCACCAACUUCUACGGAUCCAGAAACAAAGAGGUGUUCCGGGUUGCUGCUCACAGCGUGACAAUCUCCUUCUCCCACACUUCCGAGUUGGCGCCCCUUGAGAACAGUCCCGUGGACUUUGAGGAGGACCGUUUCCGGUUCCAUUCCUAUGAAGACUUCGAAGCUGGUUGUGAUAUGAAAGGUGAUCUUUUCGGUAAGUUUUCUAUCAUUUAG